Messenger RNA from Acanthocheilonema viteae, 879 nucleotides. Lineage: Eukaryota; Metazoa; Nematoda; Chromadorea; Rhabditida; Onchocercidae. The record is from the annotation of a GenBank genome assembly.
AUGAUUAAAACAAAGACAGCCGCCUUUUCGGCUAUUGUUACUUCGAUUAUUACGAUAACUUUUAUAUUUGCUCAAAUACAUCAAUUUUUUGGUUCUGUAACGAUGUUAAAAUAUAAACUUGCUGCAAAUAUGGAUGAAUUUAUGGUUAUGCAAGAUCAAAUUUGGGUGGAAUUGCAAGAAGUACGAAUUAUGCAACCAACAACGCAAAGACGUUUGGUUCGUCAUGCAUUGGAACCGAAGUGCAAUUGUGACACAUCAAAUCGCUGUCCACCAGGUCCAUCUGGUCGACCAGGCAUGGAUGGAAUGGAUGGCAUGCCUGGUCAGCCAGGUCCACCGGGUGAACUUGGUGUUCCGGGAAUUGCUGUACCAAUUGAGCCACUGAAAGAAUAUGGCUCGUGUAGAGUAUGUCCACCAGGACCAGCUGGUCAUAUGGGAUAUCCAGGACCGCCAGGUCCACCAGGAAUACCGGGAACACCUGGAAAUGAUGGUCUUCCUGGGCAUCUGGGUCAACCUGGUCAAACUGGAGCGCCAGGCGAAAAUGGAGAACCAGGGCCAGCUGGCAAAGAAGGACCACCCGGACCUCCAGGCCGAGAAGGAGUACGUGGAGUUCCAGGUCCAGCAGGAGAACCUGGUUCUCGUGGCCAAAUCGGACCUAAAGGUUUUAUGGGCCCUCCAGGGAAUGCAGGAAGUCGAGGUGCACAAGGUCCAUUAGGGCCACCAGGGGAUGCUGGACAACCAGGUCAACGUGGAUAUAUUGGAAGUAUCGGUAGUCCUGGUCUCGCAGGUUCACCUGGUGAAGACGCCGGAUACUGUCCAUGUCCACAUCGGCGUACAAAAAAAGUUGUCAAGGUGGCAGCUAGCACAUCUAAAAAAGUGUGA